Messenger RNA from Chelonia mydas (Green sea turtle), 3652 nucleotides. Its product is annotated as zinc finger protein 271. The record is from RefSeq and is a predicted model, not a curated record. Gene Ontology annotation, biological process: regulation of DNA-templated transcription. The transcript has 3 exons. The coding region runs from base 266 to 3055 and encodes 929 amino acids. NCBI's taxonomy places the organism in Eukaryota, Metazoa, Chordata, Testudines, Cheloniidae.
GGAGAGAGACUGGCAGGGGCAGCAGGAGCAAGAAGUGGGGCGGGAGGAUCCCAGCUCCCAGCCCUGCCCGGAUCCAUCGCUGCAGCGUCCCUGGGCAGACUGACCCUCCUGGGAUCAAGGGAGCGUGCGAAAGGGAAAUGAGUGUGAAAUGGACUCAAGCCGCUGCUGAAACUUCCCCAUUUGCGCUUCUCACCUGACAGGCUGCAGAAGAACGUCCGUGUUUCACUCCAGGUUGUCCGGUCCUCCUUGAGGGCAGGAAAAGGGAAUGGCUGCAGCAAAAGCAGUGACCUUCGAGGAGGUGGCUGUGUAUUUCACCACGGAGGAGUGGGCUCUGCUGGACCCCGCUCAGAGAGCCCUCUACAGGGACGUCAUGCAGGAGAAUUAUGAGAAUGUGACCUGGCUGGCAGGUGAUGGGACAGCCAGUGAGACCGAGGAGGAGAAUCCCCAGCAGGGAGGCCCUGAGUCGGCAGAACCACACGGGGCAUUCUCGGGAAGGUCCCAGGGGAACGUUUGCCAGGGAGGAGCUAGCGAGAUUCAGGGCAGGUCGGAGGAGCAGCGGGGAAACCUGCCCGGGGAGAGAGAGGGUAAAUCCUCUCCUGAAGAGGGAUGUUUCAAGAAACUCAAAUUGCUGCUGGACCUUAAGGGGAAGCACAACAGAGGGACGGGAAAUGCAGGCGCUGAACGUGGGCAGGGCUCACGAGAGAUGCUCUGUCCGGGAACCCCCCCAGAAGACACAUCCCACAGAUGUGGGGGAAGCCCCCGGCAGAGCUCGGCGCCUCCACAACAUCCGAGUGGGACCCCCCAUCGAUGUCUCCACUGUGGGAAAAGCUUCCGCUGGAGAUCACAUCUUCUGAGACAUCAGACGGUGCACAAGGAUGGGAAAAGCUCCAACCCCAGCGCAGCCCGCACCAUCCAGCAGAGAAUCCUCUCGGGGCAGAAACCCUGCCAGUGCCCCGACUGUGGGAGAAGCUUUGAUCGGAGGUCGACCCUCAUUGCACAUCAGAGGCUCCAUACGGGAGAGAGACCCUACAAAUGCCCCGAUUGCGGGAAAGGCUUCGCUGACAGCUCCAACCUUACGAGGCAUCGCAGACUCCACUCAGGCGAGUGCCCCUAUAAAUGCCUCGCUUGCGGGAAAGCCUUCCGUGUCAGGUCCAAGCUCCUGGAGCACCAGGCCACGCAUUUCCCAGGGGAGCCUUUUGCAUGCCCCAAGUGUAGGAAAUGUUUCCCCAGCAAGGCCCUCCUCCUCCGGCACCAGAGAUCCCACAUGGCGGAGUGGCCCUACAAGUGCCCCGACUGUGGGAAAGGCUUCGUGCAGCGGUCGCAUCUGGUGCGGCACCAGGGGAUCCACACUGGGGUCAAGCCCUGCGUCUGUGCUGACUGCGGGAAGAGCUUCGUCAAGACCUGGAACCUGACCAAACACCAGCGCUGCCACUCGGGGCAGAGACUCCGUCAAAGUGCUGAGGGUAGGGAAAGUGUCCGUCUGCGCUCAUACCUGCCUCACGAGGAGGGACCCGAUGGUAUGGCCCUGCCGGAGCGUCACACAGCAGAGAGACCCUACCGCUGCCUCGACUGCGGCAGGACGUUUAGCCGGAGCACGGACCUGCUGGCCCACCGGAGCACCCACACGGGUGAGCAAUCCUACAAGUGCCUGGACUGCGGGAAGGGCUUCAGCAUACGCUUCAACCUGAUGGUGCACCGGAGAGUCCACACAGGCGAGCGACCCUAUGCAUGCCCCGACUGCGGGAAGGGCUUCAGCGUACGCUUCAACCUGAUGGUGCACCGGAGAGUCCACACGGGCGAGCGACCUUAUCCAUGCCCCGACUGCGGGAAGGGCUUCAGCCAGAGCUCCAGCCUCACGGCUCACCGGAGAGUACACACGGGCGAGCGACCCUACCUGUGUCCCGACUGUGGGAAGGGCUUCAGCCGGAGCUCCCACCUCAAAUUGCACCAGAGAGUCCACACGGGUGAGCGACCCUACCUGUGUCCCGACUGCGGGAAGGGCUUCAGAACCAAAACGGCCCUGAGCACUCACCACCGGAGCCACACGGGCGAGAGACCCUACAAAUGCACCGAGUGCGGGAAGAGCUUCAGCCAGAAGGCGCAUCUGGUGCAGCAUGAGAGGACCCACCUGCGAGGCAGACCCUACAAAUACGCCGAGUGUGGGAAAAGCUUCAGCCAGAACGCCCACCUGGCCAAGAACAGCCGGACCCACUGCACGGAACGGCCCUGCAUCUGCACAUACUGCGGGAAGGACUUCGACGACACUGUAACCCUGAUCCAACACCAGCGCACCCACACGGGGGAGCGGCCCUACCAGUGCACCGAGUGUGGGAAAGGCUUCAGAUGGCGGGCGCACCUGGUGCAGCACCAGAGGACACACUCCGGGGAAAAGCCCUAUGUCUGUGCCGACUGUGGGAGAAGAUUCACGGAGAGCUCCACCUUGAUCAAGCACCGGCGGAUCCACACCGGGGAGAGACCCUACAAAUGCAAGGAGUGUGGGAAAAGCUUCCGCCAGCACUCCAACCUGGCCCAGCAUGCCUGGGUCCACUCAGGAGGGAAACCCGGCCAAGACCACGGGGGCAGCUGCACGGACCUCACGGCCCUGCCGGAGCGCCGCGUGGCGGAGAGACCCUACCGCUGCCUCGACUGCGGCAGGACGUUCAGCCGGAGCACAGACCUGCUGGCCCACCGGAGUAACCACACAGGUGAGCAGCCCUACAAGUGCCUGGACUGCGGGAAGGGCUUCAGCGUACGUUUCAACCUGAUGGUGCACCGGAGAGUCCACACGGGCGAGCGACCCUACGCGUGCCCCGACUGCGGGAAGGGCUUCAGCCAGAGCUCCAGCCUCACGGCUCACCGGAGAGUCCACACGGGCGAGCGACCCUACCCGUGUCCCGACUGCGGGAAGGGCUUCAGCCGGAGCUCCCACCUCAAAUCACACCAGAGAGUCCACACAGGCGAGCGACCCUACCCGUGUCCCGACUGCGGGAAGGGCUUCAGCCGGAAGUCCAAUCUCACCGCUCACCAGAGAGUCCACACUGGGCCAGCUGAUUAAGGGCUGGGCAAUACUUUUGGCUGUUACCCUUGGAUACAGGCGACGACCUAUGAAAUCCCGGACAAACCUUACUGAAUUUCUGUUUAACACCUCUGGGGUUUAUGCAAAUGGAGUUACAAAUGCAAAUGUUUCUGUGCUACAGUGGGAUUGUUUGGAACUCCAUUAUCAAGAAGACAGGAUUAAUACAACUGCUGGGACAUAUGCUGCACUUGGAAGGAACUUUUUGCAAUGGGUGUAAAGCAGAUUUUCAGGAAAUCCCUGCGGGUGAGGGAAGUGCAUGCCACCCUUUGGAAGGUAAGCCCUGGGGAGAGAAACCAGUUGUCUGCUAAUUACCCGCACCUGGAAACUCCAGCUGAGCAACCCCUGGACUGUAUAAAGGGUGAACUAAAUGUGGCAGAAGCGGGCUUGUUGUGAGCCGAAGCUAUGAUGAACUUGAAGCCCCUGAGACCUCUUGGGUGGGGCUCUGAAGGACUUCUCCUACCAGAGCCCAUAUGGGAGUGGGGGUCAAAUCUGUGGAGCUUAUUCACAUGCGUGCAGGGCUCUGUGAUUGGUUUGACUGUUUCCUCUGCAGUGGAAUAAAAUAGGCUUACACAGGAA